AUGGUUGUGGCAGUGGUUGUGGUUGUUAUGGUGGUGGUGGCAACUCUGGUGGUGGCGGUCAUGGUCGUGGUCGUGGUAGUGGUUGUGGUUGGUUAUGUUGUUGGUGGCAUCUGUGCGUGUGGCGGCGACUGUGGCAGUGGUUAUGGUGGUGGUGGCGGUGGUAGUGGUGGUGGUGGUUUAGGUUGUGGUGGCGGAGGCGGUGACGAUGGUGGUGAUGGUGGUUGUGGUGGCACCUGCUCUUGCUGCGCAACGGCUCUCCUACGCCGCCUUCGGGGUGCUGCCCCCGCUGCACCUGCUGCUCCAGCAACAGCACAAAACUGGUGGAAGUAUGCCGCAUCAAUGGCAUUCCUGAGUCUCUCAAAUGGGGUGAUAUCUGAGAUGUGGGAGCACGGUUGGAUGUUGGAAUGUGUGAACGCCAUCCAGUAUCUGGCCAAUGGUGUCAUAUCCAACCGUCGAAUGUUCACCGGUGCACCGCUAGCUUCUGGUGGUCGUGGUAGUUGCGGUUGUCGUUGGGGUGUUAGUGGUGGUGGUGGUAGUUCUGGUGGUCGUGGUAGUUGCGGUUGUCGUUGGGGUGUUAGUGGUGGUGGUGAUGCUGGUGGUUAUCGUGGCGGAGGCGGUUUUGGUUGUUGUGGUGGUGGAGGUGGUGGUGAUGGUGGUGAUGGUGGUUUUAGUGGUGGUGGGUGUGGUGCUGGUGGUGGCAGCAUCGGCAAUGGUGGUGGUUGUUAUGGUGGUGGUGAUGGUGGUGGUUGUUAUGGUGGUAGUGGUGGUGGGGGCGGCGAUUGCGGCAACGAUGAUGAUGGUUGUGGUGUUUGUGGUGGCGGCGGUGGUGGUUGUGGUGGUUGGAGUCGUUGUAGUUAG
This is a messenger RNA of Vigna radiata var. radiata (mung bean), 858 nucleotides long. RefSeq names its product loricrin-like. The record is from RefSeq and is a predicted model, not a curated record. Bases 1 to 858 code for a protein of 285 amino acids. NCBI's taxonomy places the organism in Eukaryota, Viridiplantae, Streptophyta, Magnoliopsida, Fabales, Fabaceae. The transcript is spliced from 4 exons.